Molecule: messenger RNA, 775 nt
Organism: Arabidopsis thaliana (thale cress)
Lineage: Eukaryota; Viridiplantae; Streptophyta; Magnoliopsida; Brassicales; Brassicaceae
Exons: 4
Coding region: 1-747 (248 amino acids)
Source: RefSeq, marked reviewed
AUGAUACUCGUGCAUACUGGAGACAAUCAAAUUGAUGAACAGAAGUUUAGAUUUCGUGGUUUUGACACCGACAUCCAUGAAACCAAACAGUUCCUUACUUGGAAGUUAGCUUCACCUGCUUUGCUACAGUUGUGGACAUACAAACCACAACAUGGAUGGUACUACAUCUCCUGCAGCAUCUCCAACAACAAACUUCAACAAGCAGACACAUCUAUGUACUGUAACAAGUGCAAAGAGUAUAACAACGUGGGGCUCAUCAGCUACCGUUUCGAAAUGAGAUUACGUGAUAGAAACGGAGACGUCGGAACUUUUGUUGUCCUCAACGGUGAAGCCACCAAAAUAGCUGGAAAAAAUGCUCGUGAUGUUUUAAAUGAAUGCAUUGAGGCUGCGGGUAAAGAUAAUUGCGAAGGAAUAAAGACCACAAUUCCAGAAUGUUUAAAGCAUAUCAUUGGCUGCUCCUGCAAAUUCCAGAUCAAACUCACAAAAUACAACUUCAACACUUCUCGCCAAACUAUCACCAUCUCCCGGAUCAUUGAUACCCAAAUCGCCUCUCUUAGUGAAUCAGGUGAAGAAAACUCCAAAGAUGGGGAUGUUGAAUGUAAGGUUACUGCAACAAGGGAAAAAAUGCACGCAAACCAGAAACAACCAAAUCAGCCGCAUCAAAUGGAAACAAGGACAAACGUUCCGUAUCGACAACUAAACAGUCACUACUUAUGUCUACCUUUUAAAAUAGUCUCUUUCUCAUGAUGUUUAUCAUGUUUUAAAUUUGUUAAUG